Molecule: messenger RNA, 753 nt
Organism: Lodderomyces jiufengensis
Lineage: Eukaryota; Fungi; Ascomycota; Pichiomycetes; Serinales; Debaryomycetaceae
Gene: ADK1
Product: adenylate kinase
Exons: 1
Coding region: 1-753 (250 amino acids)
Biological process (GO): ADP biosynthetic process
Cellular component (GO): cytoplasm; mitochondrion
Molecular function (GO): ATP binding; AMP kinase activity
Source: RefSeq, a predicted model, not a curated record
AUGUCAGUUGAUGAAUUAAAAAACACAAUUUCAAAAUUACAUGAAAGAAUUCAACAAUUGGAAAGAAAAGUAGGUAUUCCAGUAGAAAAUCCUUUUGCAAAACAAUUAAGAUUAGUUCUUAUUGGAGCACCUGGUUCCGGUAAGGGAACACAAUCAGUAGAUUUAAAAGAUAAAUUUUGUGCAUGUCAUUUAGCUACUGGUGAUAUGUUAAGAUCACAAGUUAAACAAGGUACACCAUUAGGUUUAGAAGCUAAAAAAAUUAUGGAUCAAGGUGGAUUAGUUAAUGAUGAAAUUAUGGUAAAUAUGAUUAAAUCAGAAUUAGAAAAUAAUAAAUCAUGUUCAAAAGGUUUUAUAUUAGAUGGUUUCCCAAGAACUAUUCCACAAGCUGAAAAAUUAGAUUCUAUGUUAAAAGAUAGAAAAACUCCUUUAGAAAGUGCAAUUGAAUUAAAAAUUGAUGAUGAAUUAUUAGUUGCUAGAAUUACUGGUAGAUUAGUUCAUCCAGCAAGUGGUAGAUCAUAUCAUAAAAUUUUUAAUCCACCUAAAAAGGAAAUGAUUGAUGAUGUUACUGGUGAACCAUUAAUUCAAAGAUCAGAUGAUAAUGAAGCUGCUUUGAAAAAAAGAUUAGUUACUUAUCAUUCACAAACUGAACCAAUUGUUGAAUAUUAUCAAAAAACAGGUAUUUGGAAAGGUGUUGAUGCUUCUCAAAAACCAAGUAAAGUUUGGAAUGAUAUUUUAAAAUGUUUAGGUCAAUAA